Toxorhynchites rutilus septentrionalis is the source of this 1729-nucleotide messenger RNA. Its product is annotated as achaete-scute complex protein T3-like. The record is from RefSeq and is a predicted model, not a curated record. The coding region runs from base 257 to 1159 and encodes 300 amino acids. Gene Ontology annotation, biological process: positive regulation of transcription by RNA polymerase II. The transcript has a single exon. Gene Ontology annotation, molecular function: protein dimerization activity; RNA polymerase II transcription regulatory region sequence-specific DNA binding; DNA-binding transcription factor activity, RNA polymerase II-specific. Gene Ontology annotation, cellular component: RNA polymerase II transcription regulator complex. Lineage: Eukaryota; Metazoa; Arthropoda; Insecta; Diptera; Culicidae.
AGGGCGAGAAGGUAUCAUUUCUGGAAUAGCUUCCGUCGUUGAAACAACCAAGAACAACUUGUGCAAGUGCGGAAUACGAGAGACAGUGUAGAAGCAGGAGUAGCAAGUUAAAGUUUUGGGACUUUGUGUGUUUUUUCGAGCAUCGAUUCAGAUCAGUCGGGAACUGAGUGUGAUCGAAGCAAGACCAUAGUGAGAGUGCAUUUGCGCUUGUGCAAUUGAUAAGAACUUUUACGUAAUAAAAAAGUGAUACUGGUCAAUGGCAGCAGCAGUGAGAAGCAUGGCACUGGGACAGAACAUGCACAACAUUUUGCCGAACAAUUACAUUUUGGUACAGCAGAAACCGAUCAAUCACCACGGAAAGCGGCCAAUCGCUCCGGCCCCCACGAUGGUUACCAAUCUUCCGCAGGCCGUUGGCCUUAAGUGUAAAACAGGCAGCUCGAAGAAGUUCGCUUAUUGUGGGCUUCCGUACGCUCCCACACCCCAGCAAACGGCAUCGGUUCAGCGUCGCAACGCCCGUGAACGCAACCGUGUCAAGCAGGUCAACAAUGGGUUCGCGAAUCUUCGUCAGCAUAUUCCAGCGACGGUUGUGACUGCUUUGACAAACGGUGGACGUGGUGCCAGCAAGAAACUCAGCAAAGUUGAUACCCUCCGGAUGGCUGUGGAGUACAUUCGCAACCUCCAGCGGAUGCUCGAUGAGAACAGUGAAAACACCAGCCAAACGCGCCUGAGUCAGAUGUCCUCUUCCAGUUCCUACUAUGGCAGUAUGUCUGAGCCAUCGAGCGCUUCCUCGCCGGCACCUUCCCACAUCUCGGAGAACUCUUCCACCGGAACGAUGGCUUUCACCCCGAUCGGUGGAACAACCUUCAAGCAUGAACCUUACGAUAUCUACAUCGAUCCAGCAACUUCGCCUGCGCCUUCGUAUGCUCCUGAGUCACCCAUCCAACAUCACCAUCAGCAACCUCUGCAGCAGCAGCGCCACCAUAUUGUGAUCCCUGAGAUGACCAGCCUGAGUCCCAGCGGAAACAAUAACUACAUCCAAUCCGUCGAUGCGGUAUACAAGACUGAACUGUACCAAUCGCGCUAUGAGGAUGAGAUGAGCCCCCAGAAUCCGGACGAUGAGGAACUCCUGGACGCUAUUUCCUGGUGGCAGCAGCAGUAGUUCCAACGCAAACCAUCUUCUUCAAAGUGAUUUGAAAUGGAACAUCCAACACUGCCCACGCGCGCCCCGCUGUUUUAAGCUCGGCGAGUGACGAUGGUCACCCAACGCUAAACACAGCCUGAAAAGCUGAGAAUUUAAGCAAGCGUAAUCCCUCAUCCCCUAGUCCCGUGAGGCCCUCCAACGGGAGGGUACCGGAAGAGCAACCGGUCGGCACUUUGCGGAUCCCCCACUAUAGAGCAAUGAGUCUUAGUAACUAUCGAAACUGCCAUGUUUGUAUAGUCGUAGUAGAUAACACAAGCACAACAACAAGCAAAUCUAGUCAAACUUUUAGUGCUUAGUUAGAGAAGUAUAAUAGAGUAGAUAAGUUACAUCGCGAACUCGCAAGAUAGGAUGUUAAAGUUUUGUGCCUUUUUCUGGGGUGAAGAACCCCAACAAAAUCGUUAGUAACAUGAUUUUUUUUUCGAAAGGUUAACGAGAGAGCGACAAUUGCUACCAGUGAAUUUAUACCUGUUAAGUUUCUAGCGCUCUAGGUCAAGUUAUGUUUAAGAAAUAUUGGAAAUCAUCAAAACA